UCUCCAUUUAAUCCAUCUUCAUCUUUAAUUCUCUUAAUCACAACAAAAUAAACAUAAACCAUGGCUAUUAUUGAGUCUUCAACCACGACAUACUCAUACUCCCCCCAAAACUUAAGGGGAUAUUUCAUUCCAUACAUUGUUCCAAGCCAUAUCUUCAAUUUAGUAGACAUAGCCAAACUCUUCGCCUCACGUGGUGUGCACGUGACAAUCCUCACUACUCACUACAACUCACUUCUACUGAAACAUUCCACUGAUGAUUUGGGGGCCCAGAUAGAGCUCCAUAUCAUUGACUUUCCUUCCAAGGAAGUUGGAUUACCUGAAGGAGUGGAGAAUUACAGUACUGCCACUCCUGAGAUGGCUAGUAAAGUUUUUCAGGGGUUCAUGAUGCUUCAGAAGCCCAUGGAAGAAGCUAUUCGGGCCGCUAAGCCCGAUUUUAUUGUAGCUGAUAUGUACUAUCCAUGGGCUUCUGAUCUUGCUAUUGAGCUUCGUAUUCCUCGCUUUAUUUUUCAUGUUAAAUGUUAUUUUGCUCUUUGUGCUGCUGAAGUUCUUGCUAAGUCCGCUCCACAGGAAAAGGUUGAAUCUGAUAGUGAAGUUUUUCUUCUUCCGGAUCUACCAGAUGAGAUCCCAAUGACCCGUUCUCAGCUUCCGGAAUGGAUCCAGACCCGGAGUCCAUUUACAGAGUUUAAGGAAAGAAUUGAUGUUGGUGAUCAUAAAAGUUAUGGGGUUAUUGUCAACAGUUCGUACGAAUUGGAGAAAGCUUAUGCAGAUUUCUACAGCAAUAACUUGGGCCGACGGGCCUGGUCUAUUGGCCCUUAUUCCUUACAUUGCGACAAAGUGAAUGCUAAUAAGAAAAUAGAAGAAAAGGAAGAACACCCAUGUUUUGAAUGGCUUGACAAAAUGGAAGAAGGUAAAGUUAUCUAUGUAAGUUUUGGUAGUCUAGCUUGUUUUGGAGAAGCUCAAAUAUGUGAAUUAGCUGCUGCAUUAGAAUCAUCGGGCCACCCAUUUAUUUGGGUAGUAAGAAAAGGAGAAAAAUGGGUCCCCGACGGGUUUGAAGCCCGAAUCAAGGAACAAAACAAAGGGAUUUUAAUAACAGGAUGGGCCCCCCAAGUACAGAUACUAGAGCACCCAUCAAUAGGCGGGUUUAUAACUCAUUGUGGAUGGAACUCAACCGUUGAAGGGUGUACAAGUGGGGUCCCAAUGGUUACAUGGCCUAUUUCAGCAGAACAAUUUUAUAAUGAGAAGUUGAUAAGUCAUGUUUUAAAGGUUGGGGUAGAAGUGGGAAGUAAAAAGUGGACUAGAUCAAUUGAAGAGUGUAGUGAGAUUGUGGAAAAAGAUAAGAUUGAAAAGGCAAUUAAGGAAUUAAUGAGUGAUAGUUUUGAAGCUCAAGAAAGGAGGAAAAAGGUUAAAGAGAUGAGUGAAGUAAUUAAAAAGGCUGUGGAUGAAAAUGGUUCUUCUUGUAAAAAUUUAAGUGAUUUGAUUCAAGAAUUAUUGCAUGUAAAAGAGAAAGGAUUACCCAAUGACAAUGGUUUAGAAUAAACUUAAUUUUGAGAUGUUAAUAAGGUUCUUUUGACCAUGAAAAGAAAAGAAAAUAAAUGAUGUUUAGUUUCAUCAUUCAUCCAAAGGCAAGUUCAUUUUCAUUCUAAUCUAGUUUUCGAUUAUCUUAAAUGACCUAAAUCAUUCUUCAAUCACAUGUAAUUAUAUUGUUGAUCAUGUUCGACAAGUUCGUGUGUUAUAUUAAGUGGUAGCUACUACUCCCUCCAAUUCACUAGUAUUGUGUUAUUUGCUUUUUGGACACUAUUUAUCUCUUACUCUUAAUUUGUACUCUCUUCAUUUCUUUUUAUUUGUCCACUUUAUUUUUUCAUGUGUUUCAACGCAAAUUUUUAACCUCGACAUCUCAUAGUACGC
Messenger RNA from Amaranthus tricolor (Joseph's coat), 1905 nucleotides. Its product is annotated as probable UDP-glucosyl transferase 73B6. The record is from RefSeq and is a predicted model, not a curated record. The coding region runs from base 61 to 1536 and encodes 491 amino acids. Gene Ontology annotation, molecular function: UDP-glycosyltransferase activity. Lineage: Eukaryota; Viridiplantae; Streptophyta; Magnoliopsida; Caryophyllales; Amaranthaceae. The transcript is spliced from 2 exons.